Prunus armeniaca (apricot) is the source of this 2592-nucleotide messenger RNA. The record is from the annotation of a GenBank genome assembly. NCBI's taxonomy places the organism in Eukaryota, Viridiplantae, Streptophyta, Magnoliopsida, Rosales, Rosaceae.
AUGACAGCCAAUACAGCCUCUCUGCCCCAUGCCCAGCCUUACACAGGUACUGAUACAAUUAUUGUCGGCAAUGGGAAUCAAUUAGCAAUCACCCAUAUUGGCAAUACUAAAUUGACAGGAUUGGAUAAGUCCUUAAACCUUAAUGAAGUAUUGUGUGUUCCUGCGAUACGAAAGAAUUUGAUAUCUAUCCGUCGUUUUUGUCGUGAUAAUGACUGUUUCUUUGAGUUGGAUGCUAAUGGUUUUAAUGUGAAGGUCAUCAAGACGGGGACAGUACUCCUUACUGGCAAUAGUUCUGAUGGCCUUUAUCACAUUCAGGCAGCCCCACACAUUGCUCAUCAGUUUGCAUUCUAUGGAGAGCGCACGACACAGGACGUGUGGCAUGCACGACUUGGACACCCAUCUCAUUCAAUCUUUACUACCAUGUUGAAUAAAAAGCUUCAUGCUCAAUUUCCAUUAGCACUUUUACAUCUUGACUUGUGGGGCCCUGCACUGGUUUCCUCAAAUUUUGGAUAUCGUUAUUAUUUGUCCAUUGUUGAUGAUAACACUCGGUUCACUUGGUUAUAUCCUUUGACUAAGAAAUCAGAUGUUCUUCCUACAUUUAUUACAUUCAAGAAGAUGGUGGAAAAUCGUUUUAGUUCCACAAUCAAGCAGUUGCAGAUUGAUGGUGGUGUGGUGGAAAGGAAGCAUCGACAUAUUGUUGCAAUCGGGCUCUGCCUGCUCGCCCAAUCCCAGUUGCCUCCUAGCUUUUGGGUUGAAGCAUUCUCUACUGCCGUUUUUCUGAUCAAUCGCUUGCCAACGCCUCAGCUUCAUAACAUGUCUCCUUAUGAGAAGUUCCUUCAACGUCCACCGGAUUAUAAAUUUCUCAAAAGCUUUGGAUGUGCUUGCUUUCCUCACAUGGUGCCAUACAACAAGCAUAAAUUAUCUUUUAAGUCUAUUCCAUGUGUGUUUCUUGGUUAUGAUGAUCAUUAUAAGGGUUAUCGCUAUCUUGAUCCUUUUUCAGGUUGCAUUUAUAUAUCUCGGAACGUGACCUUUGAUGAGACACGAUUUCCUUACAAACAUCCCCAUAUUACAUCUCCCUUGCACUCAAAUGGGCUUCAAUCUCUCUCUCCUGCCAACCAACCCAUACCUGCUGGUUUCCCUGAUAUCAUGAACAUCCCUUAUCCCUCACCCACUCUUAUUCCAAAUUCUACCCCACUUAACUCCAACACAGGCCCAUCACUUCAUACUACCACCACAGGCCCAACCUUUUCUUCUACCUCUCAAGGCCCCAUAAGCCCGCCUUCUCCAUUAGAAACCCCACUUCCCGUGCCUCAAUUUCCCUCCGCAUCGUCAUCACCACAGGCCACGCAUCCAGCAGAUUCCUCCAUGGCACUCGAUAUCACAACCCCAUCACCACUACCUUCCACCACCCCAACCUCAGAUUUUGACAGAAUCCAAUCCUCAGACUCCAACGACACCACCUCAUUCCCUACCUCGCCUCCUUCUUCUUCACCUAUUGACCCCUCCAUUUUUCCCAACUCUCCUGAUACCCCCAAUCCUCCCAAAAACUUCAAAAGUCUAAACUCCAUCAUCCCAUUUGGUCCAAAAACAAAACCCUUCUACUCUAAGACCAACCCACAUCCUUUACCCCAUGCUCUUUCUGCUGAGGAUGAAUAUUCUGCACUCAUGAAGAACCAUACUUGGUCUUUAGUCCCUGCAACUUCACGUAUGAAUAUUGUGGGGUGCAAGUGGGUCUUCAAAGUUAAACAGAAGGCAGAUGGCUCAGUUGACCGAUACAAGGCUUGUCUUGUUGCCAAGGGAUUCAAUCAGAAAGAAGGCUUUGAUUAUGACGAAACCUUUAGCCCAGUGGUCAAACCGGCUACCAUUCACACUAUUUUAUCUCUGGCUGUUUCUUAUAAUUGGUCCCUUCAGCAACUGGAUGUUCGCAAUGCUUUCUUGAAUGGGUACUUGCAAGAAGAAACACGCUAUGCAGUUGAUUUAUUAAAACGAUUUAAUUUCACUGAGUGCAAACCGUAUCCCGCACCAUUGCCCUCUGACACUCGGCUCUCUUGUCUAGAUGGUGAUCCCUUGCCUGACCCGUCCACCUAUCGGAGUAUGGUGGGUGGCCUCCAAUAUCUUACUUUGUCCAUGCUAGAUAUUUCCUUCGCUGUCAACCAAGUGUGCCAGUUUAUGCACAACCCUCGCACUUCCCACCUUCAAGUUGUCAAGCGCAUUUUUCGAUACAUUAAAGGUACCGUUGAGCAAGGUCUUAUCUUUCACCAAUCCAAUGAUUUUUCCGUACGGAGUUUCUCUGAUGCUGAUUGGGCUGGUUCCGUUAAUGAUCAACGAUCCACCACAGGUGCUUGUAUAUUCUUCGGUCCUAACCUCCUUACAUGGACUGCCAAGAAACAGUCUAUUGUCUCUCGCUCUAGUACUGAAGCCGAAUUAGGGCUCUUGCCCAUACUGUUGCCGAAAUUCGAUGGUUUGGUUACUUGUUUCGUGAACUUGGCAUUCCCAUUCGCUUUGCUCCGUGCAUCUACAUGGCUGCCAAUCCUAUUUUCCAUGCUCGCACUCGGCAUAUUGAGAUUGACUAUCACUUUGUUCGCGAAAUAG